This is a messenger RNA of Neodiprion fabricii, 1654 nucleotides long. RefSeq lists its product as uncharacterized. The coding region runs from base 66 to 1475 and encodes 469 amino acids. The record is from RefSeq and is a predicted model, not a curated record. Lineage: Eukaryota; Metazoa; Arthropoda; Insecta; Hymenoptera; Diprionidae. The transcript has a single exon.
CCUUCUUGAAUUCCGACGGGAAAGAUAAAGCAGUUACAAAUUCUCCGGCUCUGCUCAAAACGGCAAUGCUAACGUUGAUGGAUUUGAAUGGACCGGCUAUCGCAGACGGCCUGGAGAAUGAAUACCGAAUGAAUUUCGAGCACAUCCGGGUUAAACGAGGAUCCGGCGAUUCUACAGAUUCCAACGACAAAUCGGUUCACCGAGAAGAUUUUGGCACCAACGAACCUCUUCGUCGGGACACGGCUGUCCGGUCUAUCGGAAAGAAUGAAGUUGAUCACGAAAUUCCAGUCUCAAGAUCGUACCGGAAGGCCGAUGUAGAAAGUGCGAAAGGAUUCGGCGGCAGUGCCGGGUUCCUUGAGUCAUUUACGAAACUUGGGAAUCCCUUGAAAUCCGGGACGAGUUUAAACGGACACUCGAAACGGCGGGAAAGAAGAUCCGUUGCCGCUUCUGGGGGCCGGAGAGUCAGGAGAGGGGGGCCGCGUCGAAAGGGAAAGCACCGGAAGAAGUCUAAAAAGAAGCAAAAGAAGCUCAGGAAGAAACCAGAGAAACGGAGCAACUCUGCUCCCGGAGGCCGUAAGAGAGGUGGAACUUCCGGUCUGGUUGCUGACGGACUGCAAGUCGAGUCGCACGUGGAGAAGAGAGAUUCGGGCGAGGCUAGGUCGGAGAGAGACGUGAGAAAGAGGGAAGUGGACGGGGAGGAUACCGUCGAUGGGAAGGAAGCCUUGCGAGUUGAACGGGACGAGGUGAGCGACGAUGGAGGGAAAGUUUCAAACCGUACGUUAAACUUAUGUCGGUUAGGUGGCGGCGAAGAGGCGAAAUAUUACAACGAGGUUCGCGAGUUCGAUGAAGCGGAGCGUGAAAUCCGCGCGUCGAGGUCCGAUUCGUUGGAAAAAAUCGGGAAGGAAAAAGCGGCGAGGUCCGUCGAGCAGAUCAAGGAACUGGUCGACAAGCUGAUCGGAAAAGUUGGGGAGCUGGAGAGGAACCUGCAAAUCGGGGAAGGAGGUAAGAAGAGGAGGGUCGAUACCGGUUUGCAGGGGAAUUUUACGACAGCGGGAUUUCGGAGUCUCGACGAAGCUGCGGGGUUGAAAAAUUUGACUAAAGACCGCGGUGAUUCGGCGGCACGUGACGAGGAGAAAAUCACGGACGCAAUCCGGUCUAAAUUAGACGUUCAACUAGCGCUGAGCGAUGCGCGGGAAAAAAGUCGAGGGGAAAUUUAUAAUACUAGGGAAGGAAAAAGAUCGACUGGAAUACUUGGCCGAAGUGAGGGUGUGGAAAUGGGCAGAGAUAAACGUAAGUCGUACAGGAAAUGGGACAGAUGGACGGAGUGGAGCAGCUGCAGCGUAACCUGCGGAAAAGGAAGACAAAUUCGGUGGAGACACUGCGUUCACGAAUGCACGACGGCGGAGACUGAAAUGGAAGAGAAAUCGUGCCAGCUACCUUCCUGCGGUCCGGGGAAAUUCUUGGGAAUAUUUUGACUGUGUGUCGAGUCGAGAUCGCGAUUGAGGAAAAUCGCUGGCUAGAGCUGCGUCGCUGUGGGUGCCUUUCAUAUGUAUUAUAAUUUACGGUACACAAUUUUAUACGGGUAUGAUAAGAGACCUAGAAGUGCAGGCAGCAACAAAAAGGUUUUUAAUAUAUUAUGUAUGUCAUAAUGAGA